AGAACAGCAGAAGCACCAGUGGCAGGAAAUUUUUUCUCGUGGGCUCGUGAUUGGCAGUUAUCAAAUCAAGGUUGCUUCCUUUUAUGAGGUUUCUGCCCGUGACAGAGACAUGUCAAGACAUGUGUGACACUUGAAUAAUAGUGACUAUACCCCAAGUUUUCAACCCAAAAUUAAAUAUGACUUAAAAGCAUUAACUUUGGAAACUUUAUGAUGUCAUCGGUUGCUAGAAACUGCAAAAUCCACCAGGCUGUUAGCCUGCAAGGAGUUGACCCAGAAACAUGCAUGAUAGUGUUUAAAAAUCACUGGGCACAGGUUGUGAAAAUCCUAGAGAAACACGACCCUCUUAAAAACACCCAGGCAAAAUAUGGGUCGAUUCUUCCAGAUGAGGCCAGUGCUGUGCAGAACUAUGUAGAGCACAUGAUAUUCCUGCUGAUUGAGGAGCAGGCCAAGGAUGCAGCAAUGGGACCCAUCCUGGAAUUUGUAGUUACGGAAAACAUCAUGGAGAAGCUAUUCCUUUGGAGCUUAAGGCGGGAGUUCACCGAGGAGACGAAGAUCGAGCAGCUGAAGACGUACGAGAUGUUGGUCACCCAGUCUCACCAACCCCUGCUGCAUCACAAGCCCAUCCUCAAACCCCUGAUGAUGUUGCUGAGCUCUUGCUCGGGGGCCGCCACCCCAGCUGUGGAGGAGGAGCUCGUCGUCCUCCUCAACCAACUGUGCUCCAUUUUAGCCAAAGACCCAUCCAUCUUGGAACUCUUCUUCCACACCAGCGAGGACCAAGGUGCCACCAACUUCCUCAUUUUCUCCCUUCUGAUCCCCUUCAUCCACCGGGAGGGCACGGUGGGGCAGCAGGCCCGGGAUGCCCUGCUCUUCAUUAUGUCCCUCUCGGCAGAGAACAGCAUGGUGGCAAACCACAUAGUGGAGAACACCUACUUCUGCCCAGUGCUAGCCACUGGCCUGAGUGGCCUCUACUCCUCCCUGCCCACGAAGCUGGAAGAGAAAGGAGAUGAGUGGCACUGCCUUCUGAAGGAUGAUUGGCUUCUCCUCCCAGCUUUGGUCCAGUUCAUGAAUUCCCUGGAGUUCUGCAAUGCAGUUAUUCAGGUGGCACAUCCCCUGAUUCGAAACCAGCUUGUGAACUACAUUUACAAUGGGUUCUUGGUUCCAGUCCUGGCUCCUGCUCUCCAUAAGGUGACAGUGGAGGAGGUCAUGACCACGACUGCAUAUUUGGAUCUCUUUCUGCGCAGCGUCUCAGAGCCAGCUCUUCUUGAGAUCUUCCUUCGUUUCAUCCUCCUGCACCGGCAUGAAAAUGUCCACAUCCUGGAUACGCUCACGAGCCGAAUCAACACCCCGUUUCGGCUCUGCGUGGUGUCUCUGGCGCUGUUCAGAACUCUCAUUGGUUUACAUUGUGAAGAUGUGAUGCUGCAACUAGUCCUAAGGUACCUGAUUCCAUGCAAUCACAUGAUGAUGAGUCAAAAAUUAGCUGUGAAAGAACGAGAUUGCUACUCUGUCUCUGCUGCUAAACUACUUGCCUUGACCCCGGUCUGCUGCUCUAGUGGAAUCACUCUGACACUUGGGAACCAGGAGCGGGAUUAUAUCCUUUGGUCCAAAUUCAUGCACAAUAAAGCAGGGCCCAGUGAGCAGUCUUCCUGCCUGGAGGUUUCUCAGUCAGCCUGCAUUGUGGAGCGCGGGAAGGCAUUGGACGUGAGCUACCUUCAGUACCUCUGGGAAGCUCAUGCCAGCAUCAGCCACUGCAUGAGGGACUGCAGGGUUUGGUCUUCUCUCUAUGAUGGGGAAUCUCCAGAUCCGGAUGGCUUGCUCCGCAAUCUGGCCGAAGAGAACAGUAAGAACCUGGCCUACCCCAUGUUCAGGCUGAAACAGAAGCCCCCUAAUAGCCCCAGUUCCUCUCAGCAGGUGCGAGCGAGAGAAAAGAGUCCGAUGGAGCUAGAGUGGGAUGACAGCUAUGACACAGGGAUCUCCCCCGGGUCAGAGGCCAGCCCCUCUCAGUCGCAUGAGGACUUGGAGAACGUAAACCCCACACCCCCGUCUAAUCCCCCCAAACACAUCCAAGAGAUGAAGAAGAAUGCCAUCAUGCUCAUUAAAGGGUCGUACAUAGAAGAGUCGGACUUUCAGGAUGACGUUAUGGUGUAUAGGUUAUGUGCCGAGAAGGAUGCUCAGGAAACUAGUGACUUACAAAAGCAGGAGGAGGAACUUCUUGGGCCACCAGCAGACACCCAAACUGGGGUUCAAAAUGACCCCAUGAACCACGGGCCACUCCCUAGACCCGAGCCAGAGGCCUGCUCUGAGGAGGAACAGAAUGGGAAGAAUUCAGGCUUGGCUCAAGAUGAAAUCAAGGAAGAACAAAUCAUCCACAAUGUCCCUGAAGCAGCUUCCCCGCCGGCCCUGGAGUUUUCACUGUCUACCCUUGAGGAAGACCAGAAUUCCAGUAUAACAGCCCUCAACACAGACAGUGAAGAUUUCAUUGCACAGUGUGACAAAAUCAUUAGAGAAUUGGAUUCUGGUACUGAAGACGUGGAGGAAAAGAAAUUGCUCACAUCCAAUCCUGUGUCUAGCAUAAUGGUCGAGGAGGAUGAGGAAGAACAGGAAAAAGAACAGAGGGAAGAAGAGAAGGAAAAAGAGGCAAAAGAUAGAAAAAAAGAGGAAGAGGAGGAAGAAGAUAUCUUAAACAAUUUUACAGUGGAUUCUCCCUCUGUGGAAAGUCUCCCAUCUCUAUUUGGGCCAAAGGAUCAGACUAUCUUUGCCAGUUACCAAGGAAGGCCUCAAGUUGCCCCAUUUACAGGACCAUUUAUCAGUGUGGUGCUGUCAAAGCUGGAAAACAUGCUGGAGAACUCCUUGCAUGUUAAUUUGCUGCUCAUAGGAAUCAUUACUCAGCUGGCCAGCUACCCACAACCUCUUCUUCGGUCCUUUCUGCUCAACACCAACAUGGUCUUUCAGCCGAGUGUUCGAUCUUUAUAUCAGGUUCUCGCCUCAGUGAAAAAUAAAAUUGAACAGUUUGCUUCGAUAGAGAGAGAUUUUCCAGGACUCCUCCUCCAAGCCCAGCAGUACCUGCUUUUCCGGGUGGACAUGACCGAUGUGAGCGGCGAGUCAUUAGCCAAAGAGAUCGGUCAGGAUCCCCGGGGGACCGGACCGGGAAGGAAUCUCUCCGAGAGCUCGGCGAGCGGGCCGCAGCCCGCCACGGGCGGCCGAGCCAAGUCGCCAGCCGCGCUCCCCACCCUGCCGCUGCACGCCAGGAAUCCCGUGCUGGCCGCCGCCCUCUUCCCCGAGUUCCUCAAGGAGCUGGCGGCCCAUGCCCAGGAACAUUCCAUCCUCGGCUGCAAGGUCCUGGGAGACUUGGGGGAGUCCUCUUGUUAGCGUCAGUUUGCGGGAAGGCUUUUUCACCAUUUUCCGGUUUUAAUCGAUUUUCAAAUGCAAAGCUGCUUUUACACGUUUCUACUCUAUUUCCUGACGAUACUUGAUUUAGGGGGGAUGAUCCCGGGUUCCCCGUCGGCCGACCUCACGAUCAGACGAUCUGAUCGGCACCGUUUCGUUGACAUUCAUCUCCCCCGGACCUCUCUGCUCGGCUUCUCCCCGCAAACGUUCCGUCCGCGGCCCCCCUCCGCCUUCUCUCAUCCUCGUGGACGAGAAGGCGCCCCAUCUGCAUCGGAGGGAGGGGGAGGGGGCGGGGGCCGGACUCGCCGCGUCACCCGAGGUGCCCGGGGGUACCCGUCCGCUGUCCAAACGGGGGAAUGAGCUGAAACCGAUCGCUCCGAAACACACGUGAGUCGCUUGCGUUGCCUUCUGUAUAAAGGACCGAGUUAAAAAAGAGAAAGAAAAAUGUGUGAAACUGCUACCUCCCGCUCCGACCCAAGACACGAGUCAAGCGUUCUCUUGGCACCCAAACCCAAGACGUGCUGCAGAGCAGGUGCCCCUGCUUGACACAUUUUGCCUUAAGAUGGGGCGGGCUGGCCCGCCAUUUCAGCUGCCUAUUAGGGUGGGUAGAGGUUGGGGGGGCGGGGAGGGGUGAGGGAGACGGAUGUAUAGGACUGGGGAUGAAGAGAAUCUUCUUCACGGUUCUGAGCUUUCUUGAAAUCGGCCCAGGCCGGCAAGCCUUAUUUGGUAAGAUUGGCACAAAAUCAAAUGUUCCUGUGCAAGCUGUCGCCUGGGUUUCUAGAAGACGGAUUCUGUAUAUGCUUGCUGAUCAGCUAAACAAAGCUAGUCAGUGUUGGGAAUGUUAGAGGGGCGUUUAUUUGAGUGGUGUAUGAAAAAUCCGAUUUCCUGGGGAUGCUGCUUUCUAGUGGGAUUGUUUUUGCGAAGGGCCAAGUGCUUUAUGUAAAACACCGGCUCUUUAUUUUUAAGUUGUGACUUUGCUUUUUCUAAUAUAUUGCACUUUGUAGAAAAACAUGUACUGUACACCUUGCUGGGUGCUGAGGUGCAAAUACAAACUAAGUUACUGGAAGAUUACGCACAGCA
Molecule: messenger RNA, 4464 nt
Organism: Ornithorhynchus anatinus (platypus)
Lineage: Eukaryota; Metazoa; Chordata; Mammalia; Monotremata; Ornithorhynchidae
Gene: FHIP1A
Product: FHF complex subunit HOOK interacting protein 1A
Exons: 12
Coding region: 208-3366 (1052 amino acids)
Source: RefSeq, a predicted model, not a curated record